This is a messenger RNA of Anolis carolinensis (green anole), 4995 nucleotides long. RefSeq names its product E3 SUMO-protein ligase ZBED1. The record is from RefSeq and is a predicted model, not a curated record. Gene Ontology annotation, biological process: regulation of transcription by RNA polymerase II. The transcript has 4 exons. NCBI's taxonomy places the organism in Eukaryota, Metazoa, Chordata, Lepidosauria, Squamata, Anolidae. Gene Ontology annotation, cellular component: nucleus. Bases 16 to 2397 code for a protein of 793 amino acids. Gene Ontology annotation, molecular function: protein dimerization activity; DNA binding.
UGAUCAGUUCUGAAUAUGCAAGCAGAAACGAUUUUGCACUGCAAUCAUAUGUUUCUAUAUGAUCAGAGGAGCCCUGGCAGAAUCACUUCCGAGGAGAGGUUAGGCUGCAAUUCCCAUUUUGCUGCACCAGGAGCUGCGAGGCUGCAAUGCAAACCUCUGAGGCUGCGCUAUGCUCAGGAUAACAAAGGAAUCGACAUGGAAGAUGUGAGUUCCAAAAGGGUCAGUGAUUUCUUGCAGAAAUGUGUCAAACUUGAGGAUCAUGAAAGGGAUGCUCAGCCCAAAGAGGAGAUCCUAGAAGUGCAAUCGCUCCCUAUCCUCGCACCAUCCUAUCCUCAGACAGUGCAAGAAGAAAUAUCAAUGGUUUUCAACACCUGUGCAAUGCCAGCCAACUUAGGUCCAUGCACCAGAAGGAGGCGUGAAAAAAGCACUGGCCAUGAUGGCACAAGCACGUCUCUCUACGUCGACCGGCGCAAAUCCAAGGUGUGGAACUAUUACACCAAGUUGGGAGACGCCUACGUUGAGUGCAAUGUCUGCAAGAAACAGUUGUCCUUCCACAACAGCACCACUACCAUGAGGGAACAUCUGGUGAGAAAACACAGCAUCCGUGACACUUUGUUAUCGCAGUUAAAGGAUGACCAGAUUUCAGACCCUGACUACAUAGCUCAGGAGAAUGCAAUUAAAAGGGCCCGCCAGCUAACACCUGAAAACAGCAAUCAGUACCACACUGUGCCCUGCACAGAACCUAGAACUGAUGUAAUUCUGGAGCUUGUGCUAGAAAUGAUUUUUCGGGACCUUCAUCCCCUCUCAGUAGUGAAGGACAAAGGCUUUGGUCUUCUAAUAGGCUACCUAGAACCCAGUUUUAUUCUUCCAUCUCCUAUGCAGCUCUCUAGCAUGUUGUGGCACCGAUACAACGUUGUCAAGCAACACCUGGAACAUUACCUACAAACAGCCCAGUCUAUCGUGAUCUGUGCUGAGUUCUGGCUCUCCCAGCCCAACCAGACAUACCUGACAAUCAUGGCUAACUUUAUCGAUGGGGAAUGGCGACGGGCAAGAUGCAUCUUGGAGACCCAACAAGUGCAUGAAAAUAAAAUGGAGAGCAAUUUGGGAGAUAGGCUGUACUCAGUCUUGACUGACUUUGGGAUGCCCAGUAAGUCUGUUUUCUGUGUGAUGCAUGACAGCCUCCAGGAUAUGGAGGUGAACGCCUCACAACUCAAAUGUGUCCAUGGCUGGACUAGCCUAUGCUGUGCUGCUCACCUGCUCCAUCUCUGCGUCCAGGCAGGUUUUGAGGUGGAGCAGGUACAAGAGGCCCUGAGUGCCGCCCGCAGCAUUGUCUGCUACUUCCAGCAGGAUGCUAAAGCCACCUGCUCACUGAAUAGCAAACUGGAAGCCAUCAACAAGACAAAACUGAAACUGGUGAUGGACACCGGAGCUCGGUGGAUAACCACCAUUGAAAUGUGCGAGUGUCUGUUGGAUCUCAAGUGGGCCAUCAUGUCCGUGUUGGAAGAACAUCCCAAGGGAGCAAUCAUGGUCCAGAAUUUGGCAGACCAUCAGUGGAAACUCUUGCAGGAUCUAAUGCCUGUCAUGAGGACCCUAAAGAUCGCCACGUCCUUCUUGAGGGAGGAGCAGAAUUUCUCCAUAUCUUCCUUGAUGCCAUGCAUCCACGGCGUUGUCACAGCCAUUGGACAGCAGUCGGAAGAGGCAAGCGGCACCAUUAAGACUGUGGUGAACAAUAUAAGGUCAGAGCUCACACAACGUUGGGGAAUCUUAGAUGAUGAGAAACUGCUGGAGAGCCCAGCAGUGGUUGCAUCCUUCUUAGACCCGCGUUUCAAAGAAAUGAGGUUCCUCAAUCCCAGUCUGCGGAGUGAGCUCCACAAAAAAAUUAAAAACAUGCUGUCCCAGGUCUUUAACCACCAGUCCCCAGUGUCAACCCAGUUCUGGGUUCCAAGCUCUGACUAUAAAGCAGAGGUGAGUGAAGCAGCCAGCCAGCUUUCUGCUCAUAAGGAAAGAGGUCCAAGCGGGCAGUCCCAGAGUAUGUACGACAUCCUCUUAGGAAAAGACCCAACGGAGAGUAUGCCUGAGAUCCACCAGCAGCUGGAGAACUACAUCGUGGAACCCCUCUGCAAGCGCAGCACUAACCCCUUGGACUGGUGGAAGAACAAUGAACACCGUUUCCCCUCUGUAGCCAGGUUAGCCAGGCAAUACCUGGCUAUCCCAGCAACGGUCGUGCCACCAGAUCAGGCCUUUGCUGCCAUUGAAAGUGCCCUGGAGCAUAGGAGGGGCGUGCUGGCCCCUGAAAAUCUGGACCAAAUUCUCUUCUUGCAUCAAAAUUUUGAUUUUUUGGAAUCUAUGCGAAAUAGUGGUGAGAAUCCAAAUAAGACUGUGCAAAACCAGUUCUGAAAGUUGAGUGGAAAAAGCACAGAAGCUACCCAGAGAAUUAGUGCGUAGUCAGUACACUGGGAAAAGGAAGGGAGGUUGUAGUCUUGAAAAGGACAUAUUUGCCUUCAGGUCACUUUAAAACAUCCAAGAGACUAGACUCAACCUCUUAAUUUACAAAUUAGCCUGCUGCCUAAGCUUAUUCAAGGUUUUCUAGUAGAGGUAGGUUGUUCCCUAAAUAAAAUAAGAAUAAUGUUCUUUAAAAGCCAUGUUCUAGGCUGAAGCAGAAAAAAAGAAAAAUGACCACAUGCAACAGUGCAUUCCUGGAGGGCAGAUCCUCCAGACCCAUGAAAGCAUAGCUGGGGAUUAGAAUUAUGCCCUUAACUAUGUUCGAGAAGGCCUAAGAAUGUAGAAAUGAUCCCAGAGCUCAGAUAAGUAUGUUAUAGUGCUCUGUGGGUCCAUGCAUGCACCUGUGUGUGUAUCAGUUACUUUAAGAUAGGUAAGGCAAAGAGCAUCCUUUAGGCCAGCUCUCCCCUAACUCUGGUAUUGAAAAAUUAGCCCUAAAAUACGUUGUCGAAGGCGUUCAUGGCUGGAAUCACAGGAUUGUUGUGUGUUUUCCGGGCUGUAUGGCCAUGUUUCAGAAGUAUUCUCUACCAAUGUUUCACCCACAUCUAUGGCAGGCAUCCUCAGAAAUUGUGAGGUAUGAUACCUCACAACCUCUGAGGAUGCCUGCCAUAGAUGUGGGCGAAACAUCAGGAGAGAGUGCUUCUGGAACAUGGCCAUACAACCCGGAAAACACACAAUAACCCUAGCCCUAAAAUACUUUCUAUAGUGCACAGGGGAUAUUGCCACAUCACCACUACCUCUGCCACCAAUUUUUGCAUACUGAAUCAGGCAUCAAUUCACUUUUUGUUGUUUUAAAAACCUUCACCUGGGCCUAAAUACAUGCCACCCAAGCCUCUCAAUCUGUGAUUUCCAAACAUUGGUCUCCCGGUGUUUUGGACUUCAACUCUCAGCAGCCUGUGUCCAAUGAUCAGGGAUUCUGGGAGCUAAAGUGCAAAACAACUAGUGGUCUAGAAUUUGUUAAUCACUGUUCUUGACAAUGUCUAGAAGCAUGUGGGAGUUGGGAUCCCCCCACCCACCCACCCAAAUGCAGCCAUUUAGCCUUUCAUAGUUACCUACCCUGGCUUUAUAAUGAAUUUCCUUGAGGUUCUUCCAAUGGGAGAACCUAAGUAUUCUUCACAUCUUCUGUUUGAAAUUCUGGAAAUAGAAGUGGUAGUACUGCAGUCAACGAGAUGUUUGAAGAAAGCUUUGCUCAUUUCUGAUGACUGGUUAUGCAGGUACUUGAUUGGAAUUGGUGAGGCCAAUGUUUGUAGGGCCAUAGCUUGGGAGUACCUUGCUGUGAAAGAAAGCAGAGGCUUCCUUCUGCAAAGCCUUGCAAGCACUGUGGCUUGCUACUUUCUCACCCAUGCAAUCCUAGAGUGAGUUGGUCAGUCAACUUGAUUGGUCUGCUUUAAAAACAAAAGUAGGUACUGUGAUUCCCCUUUAUAAGCACAGACCAAAAAUCCUGCAAGUCCAGUAAUAGGCCUGGUGCCAAUCAGAUGGUUUAAAUAAGCCCAUAAAUAAAAGAACAAUGGUCUUGGUCUCGUGGCAGUUCAACUUUGGCUUCUGUUGAAAGCAAAUGCAGCCCAGUCCUCUUGGCUUGUGUCUCCUAUAUACUUUUCCUUUGCAGGAUUGAAAACACCUAAACUUUUAUAUGAAAGUUAACAUACACUGAUCUGUAAGGAAAUCAAAACCCCGGAAUGCUCGUAGAAAUAAGAGGCUAUAUGCAACAUUUUGUGUGUUGUGUGUCAAGUCAAUUUCGACUUGUGACGAUCUUGCCCUAGGGUUUUCAUGGCACAAUUUCUGCAGAAGAGCUUUGCCAUUGCCUUAAGCUAAGGCCAAGAGUGUGUGAUUUGCCCAAGAUCAUUAAGUGGGCUUUCAUGACUGAGCAGGGAUUGAAACCCUGGUUUCCCAAAGCCCUGGUUCAACACUCCACUCAUUAUAUCACAUUGACUCCUCUUUUGCCAACAAUGUCAGUUGGUUAAAUAUUUUAAAAAAUGCUUUUAAAAGGAAUUACUAAACAAAAAGGAGUUGGUUAACUGUUGCUGAGUCCUGCUGCAGUGGGAAAAAUGGGGAAUCUUCAAAAAAACUAUUCUUGUUUAUCAACUGAUAAACAUCUAAAUGUUUUUGUGUCGAAAGCUGCUAUUUCUGUCUAGCAACAGAGAAAGAGUGAGAAUAGUCUAAGUAGGAGUUCAUAUAGGGUAGGGGGAAUCCUGUUUGCAGAUUGUUUUAAUGGAGUCAAAGUGCUCACAGUGCUUUGCAACACAAGUAUAUGUUUACAUGGAAAGCUAUAAUAAUUCCUGGCUGUGUGUGUUCCUAACCCACCCUGCAGCUUUCUACAAAUGUGAAGAAAGGUCAGGUGUGACAAACAGAAGUGGGGGCCGGGCUUGGUUGGGAAAUCUACAACCCAGCUCCAAAUAUACUAUGAAGGACACUGUGAGUGCUUGUGAAUGUAUGGGGAUACAAUGCAUUAUCCAUGGAGUGUUGUUGCAAAAAAGUAUAUAAAACAAAUAAUUACAA